AAGCAGAAAGCUGAAAAAGUCACCCAGAGGCUCUUUCAUAUCUAACGGAGCGACGGUGCCACAGGAAGUGAGAGACAGAGAGCAUAUUGUGGGUCAUUUUCAGAGGACAGGAGAAUAAUACACUGCUGUACUCCUGCUGUUAUCUCACAGUCAGUCUGCUCCCACAGCAACAGCCUCCAUCACCAGAGUGAAGGUAGAGAGACUCUAAACAAGUGACCCAGCCUCAGAGCACGCCCUUGGAUAUCUCCUGUGAAAGGUAGAACAAUCUGCAGCAAAAAUGGGGUGCUUUGGAUUCCUCAAAGCCAUGAUGUUUGUCUUCAAUGGCAUUAUUUUUUUGGCAGGUGCUGCCAUCCUGGGUGUUGGGAUCUGGGUGAAGGUGGACAGCGGCUCCGUCCUCAACUUUCUCGGGAAAAUUGAAAAAAUGCCAGCAGAGCUCAGUCAGGUGCUCAAUGUGGGCUACCUGCUGAUUGCAAUAGGAGCACUCUUGCUCAUCAUCGGCUUUCUAGGCUGCUGUGGAGCCGUCAAAGAGAGCAAGUGUAUGCUGCUGCUGUUUUUCAUCAUAGUCCUGGUGGUCUUCAUAGCGGAGGUUGCAGGAGCAAUAGUGAUCUUGGUAUUCAGACCCUUGGCGGACGAGUUGUUUACCAAGGUUGGCAAAGCUGCAGUUGAGAACAUCAGGAAGGACUACGGGAAAAAUGACGACGUUACCGGACUGUGGAAUACUACAAUGACCACGUUAAAAUGUUGUGGAUUCUACAACUCAUCAGACUUUGUGGGCUCUCCAUAUUAUGUGGACCACAGCCAGCAGUACCCACCACAGUGCUGUCCAGGCCUCUAUAGCACCUGUAAUCAAACGAUGGUUGACAGUGUCACGACAAUAACUGGCUGCUUCCCAAAGAUCAAGCAGCUGAUUGAUGACAACACGGUGGUUAUUGUGGCGGUGGCCCUGGGAAUAGCAGCUCUGGAGAUGUGUGCCAUGGCUGUCUCCAUGAUCCUUUACUGCAGAAUAAAAUCCAGAGGGGACUAACUGCAAAUGAUGAAGGACUUGGAAGGAUCCUUUUAAUGCAGCCCAGUCACACAGCAGUCUGUGAAAUAGUCACGAAAUUGAAUGUAUUGAUUCGUAUACAUAGACACGAAUAUACAUUUUUUUUGUGAUGGUCAGCACAAAAUCAAUUUGUAUGUAAUCUACGUAAUUGUGAACCGGGAAGUAUAAAGAGCAACAAAUGCUGCGUAGGGGGGAGGUCCUGGUGGAUGGGUUGGUCAAAAACAGAGGACUUUUGCUCAGGAGACUGGUGUUCGUGACCCGUGUGAAACCACAAGUCAAAGUUGAUUUAUUGGUCGCGUAACUUCCUUACUUAAGUUACGGCACUUCCAGAGUUAUUUUAACCCAAACCACCAUCUUUUCCUAAAGCUAACGAAAUAGUUUUUGUCACGUAACUUACGCACUUAAGCUACAGCACAUCCUGUGUUAUUCAAACCCAAACUGCGAUCUUUUCCGAAACCUAACUAAGUUGUUUGUUUCCCAAGCCUAACCAAGUCAAUUUAUUCCUAAACGUAACCAAGUAGUUUUAUUUUAAAAAGACUGGAACGGAAAUUGACACGUGCGUCACAUUUGUAGGAAAAUGCACGAAAAAUACGUUGUUGAAAGUCAUGCUGAGCAUCACAGGAAAAAAAGGGAAAUAUGUGUCUAUGUAAACAAAUCUAAUAGAUACAAUUUUGUGACUAUCUCACGAACUGCCGUGAGAAUGUGUUGUUUAAUGACUGUGGUCUUUCUACUUCCUAUAUUGCCUCUAGAGGUGUGAAGGGCUACGCCUUUAUCUUGCAAAAAAUGCCUCGCAUCAGAUCUUGUGCAAUCAGACUUUUUGAAUGACAUAACAAAUUUAUUUUUACUACAUUUAAAUCUUACUACACCUAAUAGCUGCCGCAUAUGAAUGUACAUUAUCUAUUCCUUAAGAACACUACACUUUGUAAAACAGGCUAUACACACUGCCUACUUUACCAGAGAUCAUUUGAAAUGUCAGUCUGUUUAAAUAGCAGUGCUACUACCUGUAACAUACGGCCAGUCGAUGAGGAAUCACAUGAUAACUGCGUUCAUUGUGAUAAUGAAACAAAGGCUGGUAUGUUGGACACGGGAACCACUAUUGUGAAUGUUGUUGCCAUGACGCAGCAUGUAAAAUAGCAACAGAAUUUAUGCAUUAUUUCUAUGUAUGUUGUAUGGUGAUCCAUUUUUAAAUAAAGUGCAAAGUAUUUCUAGACC
Messenger RNA from Sebastes umbrosus (honeycomb rockfish), 2254 nucleotides. RefSeq names its product tetraspanin 35 (gene tspan34b). Lineage: Eukaryota; Metazoa; Chordata; Actinopteri; Perciformes; Sebastidae. The coding region runs from base 278 to 1024 and encodes 248 amino acids. The record is from RefSeq and is a predicted model, not a curated record. The transcript has 8 exons. Gene Ontology annotation, cellular component: membrane.